CAAGCAUAAAAGGCUCAGUACAAUUGUCCUUCUCUUUGGAUUCACAUUUGAUUUUAAUUGACAUUGAAAAAUCGACUAUUUGUUGGAACGAUUUGCAACAUGUCGGCUAAUACUGAACGAACAUUUAUCAUGUUGAAACCGGAUGCUGUUCAACGCGGUAUUGUUGGAGAGAUUAUACGACGUUUCGAAGCCAAAGGUUUCAAAUUGGUUGCCAUGAAAUUCAUGAUGGCAUCCGAAGAUUUGCUUAAGAAACAUUACGCCGAUCUUGCUGCUCGUCCAUUUUUUCCUGGUCUCAUCAAAUACAUGCAAAUGGGUCCAGUCGUACCAAUGGUCUGGGAAGGAUUGAAUGCUGUCAAAACCGGUCGUGUUAUGUUGGGAGAGACAAAUCCUGCCGAAUCGAAACCCGGUACCAUUCGUGGUGAUCUUUGCAUUCAAACUGGCCGAAACAUCAUCCAUGGCAGUGAUUCAGUGGAAACAGCCAAACGUGAAAUCGAUUUGUGGUUCCGACCGGAAGAAUUGGUUGACUAUAAACCUUCCCAAUAUGAAUGGGUUUAUGAAAACUAAUUAUCCUGAUUUUGGAAGAUCGUUUGAUUUUUAAUUAUAAUUUUCAAAUAAUUGAUUUUUCAUACAACAAAUGAAAUAAAAAACUUGCUUUUAAA
This is a messenger RNA of Dermatophagoides farinae (American house dust mite), 659 nucleotides long. It is a transcript of the gene awd, whose product is annotated as nucleoside diphosphate kinase. The record is from RefSeq and is a predicted model, not a curated record. Gene Ontology annotation, biological process: GTP biosynthetic process; UTP biosynthetic process; CTP biosynthetic process. Gene Ontology annotation, molecular function: nucleoside diphosphate kinase activity. NCBI's taxonomy places the organism in Eukaryota, Metazoa, Arthropoda, Arachnida, Sarcoptiformes, Pyroglyphidae.